GAACACAAUUGCAACGAUAAGCUUUGGGUAAUAAACGAAGGUUAUAUCAAGUCCCUUUAGUCAGGUAUAAAAUGGACAACGGCAAGCAAAUAACUAGCAUUAAGAGCUUGUUCUUCAGUACAACUGAUCUAAAGCCCAGAAACAAUAAUGGAUUUCGAAACCGCCACCCAAAAAGCCAAAUCCUUUACCAAGACUCCCCCAGACAAUGUCUUCUUGGAAUUCUAUGGUCUCUUCAAACAGGCCACCGUUGGCGACUGCAAUGUUGCCCAACCUGGUGCUUUGGACUUGAAGGGCAAAGCCAAAUGGAAUGCCUGGAACGGCAACAAGGGCAUGAGCCAAGAUGCUGCCAAGGCCGCUUAUGUUGCUGCCUAUGAAAAAUAUGCUCCUCAAUAUGCUUAAUUUGUUAGAAGAAUAUUCAAAUAAAUUAAUUUAAAUUAAAAAAAAAAAAAAAACAACAA
Molecule: messenger RNA, 458 nt
Organism: Musca domestica (house fly)
Lineage: Eukaryota; Metazoa; Arthropoda; Insecta; Diptera; Muscidae
Product: acyl-CoA-binding protein-like
Exons: 3
Coding region: 148-399 (83 amino acids)
Biological process (GO): fatty acid metabolic process
Molecular function (GO): long-chain fatty acyl-CoA binding
Source: RefSeq, a predicted model, not a curated record